UCACGGAUAGUCCAGUGGGAGGUCAGCCGUUAAGUCGAUAACCUUGCUUAGGUAAUUGCCAGCGGGACCGGUGCCUGGUACGAAUCCCGGGGUCGUCGUUGUACUCGUGCGAGUAAUCCACGAUGCUACAAGGCGCUAAGCAAUGGAAGUGACCCUUGAGGGAAGAAAUUCUGCAGAGACAUUUCCACCCCGGGAUGGCGUCGCCAGAUUACACCGUCCCGUUACAGGGAAGUUGGCAGUUUGGCUGGACAACUACUAUUCUCUUCUUUUUGCCUUUUUUUUUAUUUUUUUUAAAAAAAAAUCCGCUUACCAGGGUUGUUCUUUUCCUUCUCCUUUCAAUCAAGCAGUUAACGAGAGCUCAUCUGUGAAAACCCGCGUCUUUUUUCUGUUUCAUCGCGUUCGAGUGACUUCAAUGUUAUGGUUCGCGUUCUAGUUUAUAUAUCAGACCGACCGCUCCUGUUGUAGAUGUCGAAGCCAUCCAAAAGCGACUAUGGAAGCCUGCAUAUUGUUGAUCAAGAUGUGAUAUAUUUUCUGUUUACCAACACAAUAUCUCAAUAUUGGAUGC
Molecule: messenger RNA, 565 nt
Organism: Aspergillus sclerotioniger CBS 115572
Lineage: Eukaryota; Fungi; Ascomycota; Eurotiomycetes; Eurotiales; Aspergillaceae
Exons: 1
Coding region: 143-433 (96 amino acids)
Source: RefSeq, a predicted model, not a curated record